ACCGACUGGUACUACAAGCGCAGACUGCACACACCUCGCUCCUUCAGCCAAUGGCGGUUAAGGUCAUUGCGAAUUCGUGUUUUAGUCUCUGCAAGAAUCGACCUCGAACAGGACCUAAGCGUAACGGUGCUACAUGCGCUCUUUGGUGUAGAACUGCAUACCCUCACUUGUUGCGGAGCCCCUCAACGCCGCUGCCGUUCCAGCCAGACUAGGGUUAUGUGUUCAUAGAGGACACAACCGACCCAUUUGCGGUCGAUUUUGAAGAGCACUCAGAUUACCUGGAACUUACUUUAUUGUGAAGUUGUUCAAUCUCCAGAUAGUUUCGUCGGGAAUAACUUUAUCCUACGUGGACUGUGUGGGAAAGCAAGCCCAGAAAGUAACAAAAUUUGAACUGAGACUCUUGACAUUAAACCAUGCCGGCUGGGUUUCAGCAGCUUGGAGGAGAGAGAUUUACUGGAACUCUUGUACUGUCAGUGUUCACAGCAGUUCUGGGCUCGCUUCAAUUUGGAUACAAUAUUGGAGUCAUCAAUGCCCCCCAAAAGAUUAUCGAGGCAGAGUAUAACUCAACAUGGACACACCGUUAUUCGGAGCCCAUUCCUGAGGCCACCCUCACCUCGCUCUGGUCUCUCUCAGUGGCCAUCUUCUCUAUCGGAGGCAUGCUCUCAUCCUUCUGUGUGGGCAUCGUCUCAGAAUGGCUCGGCAGGAGGAAAGCAAUGCUCAUCAAUAAUCUUCUGGCAUUCAUUGGUGGAGGCCUGAUGGGAAUGUCUAAAAUCUGCCAAUCAUUUGAAAUGUUGAUUUUAGGACGCUUUACAGUCGGAGCAUACUGUGGGCUGGCAUCAGGGUUGGUGCCCAUGUAUGUAGGAGAGAUAUCACCCACCAACCUGAGAGGAGCCCUCGGGACACUGCACCAACUAGCUAUUGUCACUGGCAUCCUCAUUGCGCAGAUUUUAGGUCUUGAGUCUUUACUGGGCAGUGAAGAGCUGUGGCCUGUGCUAUUGGGUGUUACAGUAAUCCCUACAGUCCUACAGAUGGCGCUGUUACCCUUCUGUCCAGAAAGCCCACGCUUCCUUUAUAUCAUCCGCUGCCAAGAGCAUCACGCCAAGAGUGGCCUAAGGCGACUCACAGGCCGCAUGGAGGUUAGCGAGGACUUGGCCGAAAUGAAGGACGAGAAGAGGAGAAUGGACAUGGAGAAGAAGGUGUCCAUCGUCGAGCUCUUCCGCUCUCCACUUUAUAGGCAGCCGAUCAUGAUAGCCAUCCUACUGCAGCUCUCCCAACAGCUGUCAGGAAUCAACGCUAUUUUCUACUAUUCUACCAGCAUAUUCCAGAAGGCUGGAGUGGAGAGUCCAGUGUACGCCACCAUAGGUGCUGGAGUUGUCAACUGUGCUUUCACUGUGGUCUCGCUCUUUCUGGUGGAGAGGAUGGGUCGUCGGACACUACACAUGCUAGGACUGGCUGGAAUGUGUGCAUGUGCCAUUGUCAUGACAAUUGCUCUCAAUUUACUGGAAACUGUGCCAUGGAUGAGCUACAUAAGCAUGCUGUCCAUCUUUGGCUUCGUAGCGUUCUUUGAGGUGGGGCCGGGACCCAUCCCCUGGUUCUUCGUGGCCGAGCUCUUUUCUCAGGGGCCAAGACCUGCAGCCAUGGCAGUAGCUGGGUGCUCCAACUGGACUGCAAACUUCAUCAUCGGCAUGGGAUUCCAGUAUGUUGCUAGCCUCUGUGGACCAUAUGUAUUCCUCAUCUUUGCUGUACUCCUCUUGUUCUUCUUGCUGUUCACGUUCUUCCGGGUACCUGAGACUCGAGGAAAGACCUUCGACCAGAUUUCUGCUUCCUUCCACCACCAUUCACAGUCCAUGAUGGGAAUGGAUCUGGAUCUGGAUCUAGGAAAGCCCGGUACAGAGCUGGAGUACCUAGGGGCAGAUGGCACAGAACACUGAAGGCCCAGGAGGUGAUGAACAUGAGGACCUAGAGGGGUAGUGGGGUUACAGAUUAGGUGGCCUUGAAAAGAGUUGCCCUUUAAUGAGGCAUAGGGUAUUUCAAAGGGAACUGAAAGCAUAUCAGAAGGAAAUAAAACUGUAAACAUUUGAAGGUGUUACUUGAGGUGGAGCUGGAUACAAAUUUCUGUAAGAGAGUGUAUAGGUGUUUCAGGGAAAGAACUUUGGAGACUUGGAUUCCUGCACUUUAUCUGCACAACUUUUGACAGUGUUGAGAUGAAAAGCCAGUUAUAUUUGUAUAUUUAUACUUAUACUGACAUGCUUAUUGCUAGGGCAAAUCCAAAUUGCACAUUUAGUGAUACUUCAAUCAGUUCAGAGAUUUGCCAAGGAACACUUUUCAGAACAUGGGGAAUUCUUUAUUUUAGCAGAAUUGGUUGCUUUUCAAAUAAAAGGUUUUGUUUAAAUGUACUAACUACAGCUAUUAUUCAGGCAGAUAGAUUGUGAUGGAUGAAUCCUGACAGGUUAAGCUGGAAACAUUUACAGAGUUAGGUCAUUGUCAGUGGAAAUUCCCCCUCAAGGUUUCAUUGGCAGGAAAAUCCAGUUCUUCUGCCCCUUAGCUGUUAAAAUACAUAUUGAUUGUACAAACAUCUUGUCUAGGCAGAGGAAAAACUGCUGAUUCAGUGUGGAAUUCUUUUGACUCACUUGUCCAAUAAACAUGUGUGUUCCUGACAAAACAGACAAUAGACACCAGCCUUCCUAUAAUUGCACAGUAAAUGUAUUUGGUAAUUUUGCAUUACUGAAAGCCAAACCAUUCUGUUGAGUGCCUAAUGUGUAUAGAGUGAUUUCAAUUUUAAAAAGUGAUCAUUUAUUCAGUAGCAUAUAGUGCUUGCUGUCAAUGUAUUUUGUUAAGUCAGUCAACAAGAUGAUACAGCAAGAGACAGUGGACCUUUAAUUGUGCCAUUUAAUGCCAUGUUCUGUAAUAUAUAUGUAAUGCUUGUCUUUAAAAUGGAUGGUAAUAUUAAGAUGAUGCCAUUUGAUAUCACUUAUAAUGUAUACAGUAGACAACCUGACAAUAAAAGAACCAUGUGCACAGGG
This is a messenger RNA of Electrophorus electricus (electric eel), 3023 nucleotides long. Its product is annotated as solute carrier family 2, facilitated glucose transporter member 4. Gene Ontology annotation, molecular function: D-glucose transmembrane transporter activity. Gene Ontology annotation, cellular component: perinuclear region of cytoplasm; endomembrane system; plasma membrane. Lineage: Eukaryota; Metazoa; Chordata; Actinopteri; Gymnotiformes; Gymnotidae. Gene Ontology annotation, biological process: dehydroascorbic acid transport. The record is from RefSeq and is a predicted model, not a curated record.